Zeugodacus cucurbitae (melon fly) is the source of this 1271-nucleotide messenger RNA. RefSeq names its product dual specificity protein phosphatase 18. NCBI's taxonomy places the organism in Eukaryota, Metazoa, Arthropoda, Insecta, Diptera, Tephritidae. Gene Ontology annotation, cellular component: cytoplasm. Gene Ontology annotation, molecular function: protein tyrosine/serine/threonine phosphatase activity. The record is from RefSeq and is a predicted model, not a curated record. Gene Ontology annotation, biological process: protein dephosphorylation. The transcript has 2 exons. Bases 1 to 858 code for a protein of 285 amino acids.
AUGCAAGUCUUACUGCCCGAUCAAAAUUUAUCCACAACCUUAGCAGAUUCGGUGGGCGAUAAGUUAAAAAUCGUCGAUGAGAUACAAAGCCUGUUGGAAGCGGCCAACGUUGGCGGCACCAGCUUAGCCACUGCUGGCAAUAAAGAAAAUGUUGAAGAACCGAAAGUUGAUAACAGAACCAGAAAUGCCUCUAAACUUGAUGACAACAAUAACAACAGUGAUAAGAGCAAUUUGAAUGUUGGCGAGAAUACAGUGGAAAGUUCUCUACAUACGCCCAUUCACUCGCACACCCCCUUCCAAGGCAUCUCACAACUGACACCGAGCCUCUACUUAUGCGGCGCCGGCGUUGUCAUGCCAAUGGUACUCGAUCAGCUGGAAGUGCGUUUCAUCAUCAAUGUCGCUCCGGAGCUACCCGAUACGCCGCUCUCCAGCGUCACUAAACCACUAUACUUGCGCAUCAACGCCUACGAUCGACCCAGCACCGAUCUGUCGGUGCACUUCGACGAGGUGGCCGAUAUGAUUGAGGAGGUGCGUCAGCUCGGCGGCAAAUCGGUGGUGCACUGCGUGGCAGGUGUCAGCCGUUCAGCCACGCUCUGCUUGGCAUAUCUCAUGAAAUAUGGUGGCAUGUCACUGCGCGCCGCCUACUUGCACGUCAAGGCCAUACGCCCACAGAUACGUCCGAAUACAGGUUUCUUCCAGCAAUUGCGUUGCUACGAAGAACAGCUGCGUGGCUCCUGCUCAGUGCAGAUGAUCUACUACGAAUCGUUGAACCGAGAGAUACCGGACGUUUACGAGCCGGAGUAUCGUGCAAUGGAAGAGUUCUACCAACGGCAGCGUAAAGCUUUGAAGCGGCAUUGAAGCGCGUUGCUUCGUGGGAAAUUAUGUUUGUGGGUGUUUCACAUAGUAAACUUUAUUCCAAAGGGUAGUUUUAACUGUAUGUUUGAGCGGGUUGUGCAAGGAUCUGUUUGUAGUAUGUAUGCUUGAGAGGGAAGUGCUUGUAAUAAUGUAAUUUGGUCGAUUUUAUGAAAAAGUAUUGAUGUGCCUUAGGCUCGACUUAGGUCUGUAUUCGAAAUUUUUUAGUUGUGAAAUCAUUUGUAGUUCCUAGUGUUAUGUAUUUAUAUGGCAACUUUUUCCCAGCCUAGUGCCUAGUAGUGGUAUAUUUUUGCUGAAUUGUAAAGUUUUAGUAUUUGUAGAUAUAUUCUAUUUAUAAAAAGUUACAAAUAUCUGUAAUAAAUUUGAAAAUUAUGUGUAAAAUAAAAUUAAAAAAAUUA